Uncinocarpus reesii 1704 is the source of this 426-nucleotide messenger RNA. RefSeq lists its product as uncharacterized. NCBI's taxonomy places the organism in Eukaryota, Fungi, Ascomycota, Eurotiomycetes, Onygenales, Onygenaceae. The transcript is spliced from 2 exons. The record is from RefSeq and is a predicted model, not a curated record. The coding region runs from base 1 to 426 and encodes 141 amino acids.
AUGGACUUGUGCAUGCAGCUGGAAAUCAUUGGAGUGUGGUAUUCCACUCUCAACGGUGCAGUAAAUCCGCAUCCGACCCGUGGAAAUCGGCGGUUUCACGCCAUUUUGAACCACCCAUGGACGGCGCAGUAUCAGCAGAAGCGGGUCUUAAGAAAAAUUCAAAACAAGCGACGGGAUGCUUGGAUCGACGGGUGGUUCGAUGGACAUCCAGUGUGGAGAGGGACAUUAUCUGAAUAUCCUCAAAGCGAUUCGAAACACCGUGUAAAUUUCAGCGUCAUUAUUAACGAUUCCAAAAGUCAAGAGAUCUUUGAAUUGUCGCCGCAUCGUAGUGACUGGCGGAGCUCUGCCGCCGAAAAUGCAAUGACCGACGGUCAGCUAUUCCCAGCAGCGCCACAAUGUACCAAAGCGCAAGCAAAGCACUGCUAA